Macadamia integrifolia is the source of this 761-nucleotide messenger RNA. Its product is annotated as basic leucine zipper and W2 domain-containing protein 2-like. The coding region runs from base 16 to 573 and encodes 185 amino acids. Gene Ontology annotation, cellular component: cytoplasm; membrane. The record is from RefSeq and is a predicted model, not a curated record. Gene Ontology annotation, molecular function: protein binding. The transcript is spliced from 3 exons. Lineage: Eukaryota; Viridiplantae; Streptophyta; Magnoliopsida; Proteales; Proteaceae.
AUUGUGUUGAAACUUAUGGUCUCUCUGAUGAUCAGCAAGGCAGGGUUACUAAAUUUGGUUCAAUACAAUGAAAAGAAGAUGUUUGAGGUCAAACUCAAGGAGAUGAAGUCUGCACUGACAACCCAGAUAGCCGAGGAGACUGAUAUAUCUGAAGUCAUAGAUACUGUGAAGCAACGUGUUAAGGACGCUAAUUUACCUGACAUUGAAGUCGUACGCAUUUUGUGGGAUGUUAUAAUGGAUGCUGUCCAAUGGUCUGGGAAAAACCAGCAGCAGAAUGCUAAUUCAGCUCUGCGGCAGGUGAAAACAUGGGCAGAACUAUUAAAUACUUUCUGUACCAAUGGGAAGUUGGAGCUUGAACUCAUGUACAAAGUUCAAAUCCAGUGCUAUGAGGAUGCAAAAUUAAUGAAGUUAUUUCCUGAAAUUGUGAGGUCUCUCUAUGAUCAGGAUGUGCUUGCAGAAGAUACCGUUCUCCUUUGGUUCCGCAAAGGAACAAACCCAAAGGGCAGACAAACCUUUGUGAAGGCAUUGGAGCCAUUUGUGAAUUGGCUGGAAGAGGCUGAAGAAGAAGAAUGAGUGAGGUCUGCCUCAUCUCAUAAAGUAGUAAUUUAUCGUCUUGGAAUAUUUUUAGCUUCCUGAGGAGAUCACAUAACUUAUCGUGUGUUAAAGAUUAGUGUAAACGGCUCAUUUUACUUCAUGUGUUUUAAUGACGGCAUGAAUGGUUAACGUUUAUUACUUGCAAUAAAAAUAGUUCUCUUUCUUUC